Messenger RNA from Homalodisca vitripennis (glassy-winged sharpshooter), 1811 nucleotides. Its product is annotated as zwei Ig domain protein zig-8-like. The transcript is spliced from 5 exons. Gene Ontology annotation, cellular component: neuron projection membrane. Lineage: Eukaryota; Metazoa; Arthropoda; Insecta; Hemiptera; Cicadellidae. Gene Ontology annotation, biological process: synapse organization. Bases 371 to 1219 code for a protein of 282 amino acids. The record is from RefSeq and is a predicted model, not a curated record.
GAGACGGUAGGAUCGGCGUCGAAAUGUGGUAUCUGCAUGCAGCCUUGCCCUCUCCGCGCUGCUGAUAGUUGUGUCACGUGUGUGGCGUGAAUGUGUGGCCCUGAUAUUGUCGUGGAAUUACUGUCACACCGCGGGUGUCUACUGGUGGUGAUGUGCAAGUGAGCGGCGACGCGCACCUUACUCUCGAGUGGUGUCCGAGUUGUCAGUCUCUACUUGGCCUAAUUGCCCUAGGCCUCUCUCCAAUUAACCAGAGCCCCCUUGCCCGCUAAUCUCCCGAGACGUAAACCAAACAGCCUGUCUCCUUGCCACCGUAUAGUUGUUGGAUAGUGCAGUGAGUUCUGUGUAUUUGGUGAGAUUGUUUCAUGUCACGAUGCAUCUGUCACAGAUUUCCGCUUUGCUACUCGUUUUGGAUAUCUCUUCUAUUAAAGGAUUUCCUUUCGUGGGUUCUGCCACCGGAAACAGUGUAACCAACUCUAGUAUAUUUCCAUACUUCGACUACAAUGUGCAGAGGAACGUAACGACGGCUGUUGGCCAGAGUGCUUUCCUUCACUGUAGGGUUGAACAGCUCGGAGACAAAGCCGUAUCGUGGAUACGCAAGCGAGACCUCCAUAUCCUGACAGCUGGCGUCCUUACAUAUACAAGCGAUCAAAGGUUCCAAGUGAUCCGACCGGAGAAGUCUGAGAACUGGACUCUCCUUAUAAAAUUCCCUCAGCAGAGAGAUUCCGGUAUAUAUGAAUGCCAGGUCAACACAGAACCCAAGAUGAGUCUCGCAUUCUGGCUGAACGUUGUCGAAUCGAAAGCUCGAAUAUUGGGUCCAUCAGAACUGUACGUAAAGACUGGGAGCAGCGUGACCAUCACUUGUGUGAUAUCUCAGGGGCCGCACGACCUCGGAACCGUAUUCUGGUACCGGGGAUCCCAAAUAGUUGAAGAGGGUCCGCUUCCUGCUCAGGGGCCACCCAGAGUCCACAUACAGACAGAGUGGACGGACGCGCUCACAUCACGCCUCCACAUCGCGCGGGCUGUCGUCGCUGACACUGGCAACUACAGCUGUGUACCCACCUCUGCUGAGACGGCCAGCGUCAAUGUGCAGAUCAUCAGCGGAGAACACCCAGCGGCUAUGCAGCACGGCAACAAGAACACGGCAAGUCUACGUGUGUGCCUGCCCUCAGCACUAGCCUCUGUUACUCUCUCGCUCCUGUUGGUCAAGAGGCUCAGGUGAAACCCGCAGUCACCACCUCGCACACUCUCCGGUAGUCAAUGAGCUUUCCACCUGUACAGUCUAGUAUUCUAUCGUUUCUACAUACUUCAUGUACAUAGUUAUGGAUAUGUUUUGUCAAAUGAUGUGAGCACAAAAUAUAUUUCACAAAAUGAUCAGUAAGAAAAACAUGCGUGUUUGAUUAUCAAUUUACAUAUCACAGUUAAUGUAAUCCUGGAUAAUAACUGAAAAUAGUAUGUGCUACGUUCUGAUCAGUGGGUAUGUAAAUUUGAACAGGAAUGAUUUACUAUAUGUAAAACUUUUUACGUUUUAGUUAUUACAUCUUAUUCAUAUUCAUAAGUGAUAUACAUUACACCAGUUUAGGUUUAUAUAAACAUUCCGGCAGACUUUGAAUGUGAAAACGAUUUUAUAUAACGAAAAUUGUAAAAAUUGUAUAACUUAUACUGAGGAGUGUACUUGACUAUUGUCAUUCUUAGUUUAUUAUUUGUUAUAUUUUACAUACAUAAUUAUCAAUAUUUGAUCUGCCUAUGGCAUAUUCAAUAUAAUUAUAUAUACAUAAAUUAUACAUCAUACAAUCACUAACACUUGGAUUUCA